CCCAAUACUCAAUCAGGGCAUCAUACUGUCAUGGACGAGGGGGAAACCUGCAGCAUAAUAAAAGAGCAGCUCUCCAUCACCAUCGAGUGGGCUGCCAAAACGACCUCCCGGAUGGUAUUGUGCAGACUUGCGGCCCUGAAAAGGGAAGAUCGUUCUUUUAAUGGAAAGAACUAUAAUGAAGCAGAUGAGGUUUUCUUAACCGGCGACGCGUCCGAUUCCUGCGUUUCUCUCAUUAUUGAGCAGGAGGUGAUGGUGGCCGCAGAGAUCAUGAUGUCUAAAUUUGAAAGCCUAGUGAAGAACAUUUACGCCGAUUUCCGAUCUCAAGUGUCCAGGUAUCAAAAAGAAAACCAGAACUUGAAAGAGAAGGUGGACACGUUUGGGAAUGUAUUGGGAUUGUCGCACCCGAGCCAAAGAAGUGCCCUGCUUUAUGCGACAGGAGAAAACGGAAAUUCUGAAGACGAGAUCGAUCUGACAGACCGGCGCUUGUCGCGAAGUUCGUCGCGCGACUCCACCGAUCAGCUCCUCGAGUACAAGCGGGCAGACUGCGCCGACUGGAGGAGGUCGUCACCGGGCAGCGGCGGUGCUGCGCGGUCAAUUGAAACCCGCCAGAAAAUGGAACUGGAAAUGGCGAAGCAAGGACCUCCAGAAUUAUUUCUGCCAGCAACAGAUGGAAUGGCAUCAGCUGGCUAUGGCAUUGUGGAAGUGGAUGGUGUGAAAGCACAGAGAAGCACAAAAGCCAGCACUUUGAAAAGUGAAGAGGGAAUAUCAGAGCAGAUUAAAGAAGAAUAUCUUCAGUCCAACUGUUCUGGGGUUUCUGAUGGUAGUCAGGAGCAGGUGUCCUUCAGCACUGAAACAAUCACUGUGAAAGAGGAGGCUUUGGAAGUGGAUCUUUCUUCUUCUCCAGUUAAUCAGGACAUUCAUACUGUAGAGUGUUUGGAAGAAGAUGGGUACCUUAUAAAUGUCCAUCCAUUUAUUGCAGCCACUUUAACCAGAAGCUCUCCCAGCAUUAGGUGCAGAGCAGAGACCAUGUUUAGAUGGGACUCCAGUCUGUCACAAGACAUUACUUUAAAUAGGGUUAAGGAGGUCCAUUUGGGUGCCUUGCAGGGCAGUUCACACUCGGAGUCACCAUCCAGAGGUGAGCAUUCAGAAAAGAGGAGACUUGACGUAGUCGAAAUUGGGGAAGUGGAGCAACCGGGCCACAGUGUCUGCACAUCGCAGAUCUAUGAUGAAAGUUUAGAGGCUUUCAGGGAACUCUGUCACCUUGCAAACCAGCAGAGAAACAACACUGAAGAUAAAACCUACCAGGGGACGGAAUACAGGAUGACCUUAAACUGUGCUAAAACAUUUAACGAACUCUCAGGAGAAAAACUGAACCCACGAACUGACUUUGCAAAGAACUCCAGCCAGGUUAGACUGCAUAUGAAACAUCAUAAAAUUCACAUUGGAGAAAAUCCAUACCGAACGGAUGAGCUGCCAAAGGCAUUCACAGAAAGUGAAAAGUAUAAACCCAACAAGAGGGGUGAAAAACCAUAUCAGUGCCUUGAAUGCGAAAAGACUUUCACCACAGCUCACUCCCUUAAACGCCAUCAGAAAAUUCACACGGGUGAAAAGCCGUACCAAUGCACCGAAUGUGGAAAGAAUUUCAUCCGCGCGACGCAACUGAAGACCCAUCUGAUAAAUCACACAGGAGAAAAACCCUGCCAGUGUGCCGAAUGCGGGAAGACUUUUUGUGCAGUUCAAACCCUUCGACGUCACCAGAGACUUCACACGGGUGAAAAGCUUUACCAGUGCGUCGACUGUGGAAAGGUGUUCUUUGAAAAUGGAAGGCUUAAGCAACAUCAGAGGAAGCACAUGCGGGGGAAAAAAAACAUAGAAGUGGAAUAAAUGGGCAAGGACUGGAGGAAACCACUGGGGAAUUCACAGCUGUGAGCACCAGUAUUUCUAAAAACUGGCCUCAGAUUUAUAAAACAUGCAUACGCACAAAAACAGGACCAGCUUUCCAUGGAAACCUAUGGCGCCCCAUAGGUAU
Molecule: messenger RNA, 2029 nt
Organism: Polypterus senegalus (gray bichir)
Lineage: Eukaryota; Metazoa; Chordata; Cladistia; Polypteriformes; Polypteridae
Product: zinc finger protein 3-like
Exons: 2
Coding region: 31-1884 (617 amino acids)
Biological process (GO): regulation of transcription by RNA polymerase II
Molecular function (GO): DNA-binding transcription factor activity, RNA polymerase II-specific; RNA polymerase II cis-regulatory region sequence-specific DNA binding
Source: RefSeq, a predicted model, not a curated record